Molecule: messenger RNA, 1650 nt
Organism: Linderina pennispora
Lineage: Eukaryota; Fungi; Kickxellomycota; Kickxellomycetes; Kickxellales; Kickxellaceae
Exons: 1
Coding region: 105-1556 (483 amino acids)
Molecular function (GO): acyltransferase activity, transferring groups other than amino-acyl groups
Source: RefSeq, a predicted model, not a curated record
CUCUAAACCAAGCGCACACCUGUUGCUUAAAAUGCAGAUGCCCGUGUUUGUCCGCCUUAUACUCUAUAUUUUUCUUCCUUUUGCUCAAGGCCAGCCUACUUAACAUGGAAGCAUUCGUCAAUAACAUCGAGUCAAAGAUAUAUCCUCUUAGCAGAAUAGACACGAUGCUUUCUGUUCGCUAUACGCGCUUCGUAUUCUUCUACAGGAAUAGCAGCAGUUCCAACAGCUUUAUGUCAGCCGCCAACCUUGAAGAAGCAUUCUACAGAACUGCAUUGCUUUUCCCCAUGAUAGCCGGCUAUCUUCAGCAAAAUAAAGUGGGGAAUUUGGAGGUUGUAGUGGACAAAACCAGCCUCAAUCUGCCUAGAUAUUGCGAACUGCAGUCUGACACGCAUUAUGAUGAUCUUGCGAUGUCCAACUAUAGCCCACGUGCAUGGCCAAGCGACAUUACUCCUGCCGAUAGAGUCCCUUUACCAGACAAGGACACAGGCGUAAUUAAGAUUGCUGAUAUCCGCGUCGCCCGUCUGAAGGAAAACAGCGGCGUAGUUAUUUCGACCAGUUUCAACCAUGCAGUUAUAGACGGCACCGGCUGUCUGGAAUUUUUCAACCGCUGGGCAAACGAGACACGAGCGCUAGCCAGCGGCAGUGAUAUCGGCAAGGCCAACUAUUGCUUUGACCGGGAAGCUAUCAAGAAAAACCUGUCUGAUGAGCACAUGGCUCUUGAUGGCUCAACGCUAGCUGCUUAUGCCGACAGGUCGUUUUUAGGUGACUCUCUAGCAUCGCUUUCACCACGCACUCGGGCAAAAUUGUGGAACGAUAUAGAGCGCCAGACCCCAAUACGUGGCCAUCUUUUCCGCAUCAAGCGUGGCAAACUCGACAGCCUUCGUGCACAGGUGCUUGAAUGCAUGCCACCCGGAGCACGCAUAUCUAGCAAUGACAUUCUAACCGCACUUGCCUAUGCGGUCCAUGGGCUGGCGGAAGCGGAUGUAUCGAAGAGUAAAAAGGGGUGGGCUGGGAGGCAUUGCGAGAGCAAUUGGAAGAAAAGGAGAGAACACUACCUGUGUGUUCCUGUCGACAUGCGCUAUCGCCUAGGCCUGAUGGACACAGGCUAUAUCGGUAAUCCACUGCUCAGCGCGAGCACUAUAAACUCGCUGGAAUAUGCAGAUUCGCCAAUGACUAUUCAGAAGCUUGCUGAUACCGCCAGCCAAGUGCGUGCAGCAUCCAUUCUGAUGAUGACGCCGCCAUACAUCAGUGCAUUCUUCGACAUGAUGGAGUCUGCGUCCUCAGAUACAUCGUCGUUCAUUUCUGUAUACUCCAACUUUAGGCUGUCAACGAUGGUGUCCAAUCUGUCGCUCUCCAAGCUAUAUGCCGCCGACUUUGGCAGCGGUGUACAGGCAUUUUCAACGAUUCCUACGGACUACGGGUUAGGAAUUGUUGGAAUUUUGCCUUCCCCUCCACCGUGCAAGGAUUUUCUCGUCAACUUUUCGGCAUCUGCACUCCAAAUGGACAGCAUCCUCAGAAACGACUUUUGGAUGGACAUUGCCUCCUUGGUAUAUUAAACUACAUUUGGCCUCUUUUCAUGUAUAGCUCGCGUGGGCUUCAUCCAUCUUCACCGACUUGAUUACUCGCUUCUAAUAAAGCAUAUGCAGGAAA